AUGUCGGGAGGUAGCGCGGGCUUUGACCGGCAUAUCACCAUCUUUUCCGAGCAAGGAAGACUCUACCAAGUUGAAUAUGCAUUCAAGGCGAUUACCGCUGCCAACAUAAUGGCAAUUGGGGUCCGAGGCAAGGAUUGCGCCGUAGUCCUUUCCCAGAAGAAAGUUCCUGACAAGUUGAUCGAUCCUUCAUCCGUCUCCCACAUCUUCCAGAUUUCACCGUCCGUUGGUUGUGUCAUGACCGGAUCUAUCGCGGACGCUCGGGCGUUUGCUCAGCGCGCCCAGGGCGAGGCUGCGGAGUUCCGAUACCAGUAUGGAUACGAGAUACCGUGCGAUGCCCUCGCUAAGAGGCUGGCCAACAUUAGUCAGGUCUACACUCAGAAGGCGUACAUGCGUCCCUACGGCGUGGCGACGACGCUUAUAUCAUUAGACUCGGAGUUCGGCCCACAACUUUACAAGUGUGACCCGGCAGGCUACUACGUGGGUUACAAAGGAACUGCCGCCGGUCCGAAGCAGCAGGAGGCUCUCAAUCACUUAGAGAAGAAGCUCAAGAACAAGGAUCAUGCAGAAGGCACAUGGGAGGAUGUUGUGGAGUUGGCCAUUACUACGUUGAGCACGGUCCUCAGCAUGGAUUUUAAGAAGGGUGAGAUUGAGAUCGGAAUCGUUGGAGGCCCCCGAGCGGACGGUAAGGGGGGGUCAGAUCCCUUCUUCAGAACAUUGACGGAGGAGGAGAUCGAUGAAAGAUUACAGGCCAUCGCCGAGAAAGAUUAG
Annulohypoxylon maeteangense is the source of this 768-nucleotide messenger RNA. Its product is annotated as N-terminal nucleophile aminohydrolase. Gene Ontology annotation, cellular component: proteasome core complex, alpha-subunit complex; cytosol; proteasome core complex. The coding region runs from base 1 to 768 and encodes 255 amino acids. Lineage: Eukaryota; Fungi; Ascomycota; Sordariomycetes; Xylariales; Hypoxylaceae. The transcript has 5 exons. Gene Ontology annotation, biological process: ubiquitin-dependent protein catabolic process. The record is from RefSeq and is a predicted model, not a curated record.